Molecule: messenger RNA, 4344 nt
Organism: Coturnix japonica (Japanese quail)
Lineage: Eukaryota; Metazoa; Chordata; Aves; Galliformes; Phasianidae
Product: potassium voltage-gated channel subfamily A member 1-like
Biological process (GO): protein homooligomerization; potassium ion transmembrane transport; action potential
Cellular component (GO): intercalated disc; membrane; voltage-gated potassium channel complex
Molecular function (GO): delayed rectifier potassium channel activity; protein binding
Source: RefSeq, a predicted model, not a curated record
GGAGCACGGAUGCUGUCGGUCCCACCUGCGGGGCGGGGCGCUGCUGCGGCAGCCCGAUGCCGGGGGAAGCUGGCGCCGCCACCGCUGGGGAGAAGGGAUCCUCGCUGACGUCAAAUCAUCAGAAUGAUCGCUCGUUCAUAUCCGGGUCCCCGAACGGCUUCCCCAGGCCGCGCUCGGCCGCCGAGCACUGAGGGAUAGGCGGGCAGGGCAGGGCAGGGCAGGGCAGGGCCGCCGCCCACCCAUCCGGAGGUGGAUGGCGGCAGCGAGGCGUCGUGCAUAGAAUGCCCGCCACCUCAGCGGAGCCCGCCUGCUGCCGCUGCCCAUGGAGAUCGCGCUGGUGACUCUGGAGAACGGCGGUGGCGGGGCCAUCCCGGCCGGCGAGGAUGCCACGGCCGGUAACGCCGGCGGUAGCAGCAGGGCUCGGAGACGGCGCGAUCUACGCCACACCGCGGGAUCCCCGUCUGUUCCGAGACUGAGCGACGGCAAGGAGGGAACCCCACCGGCAUCACCGCCGCCGCAGGUCGAAGAGGAGCGGGAGGGGCCCCCGCUUGCCCCUCCAGGAGGCGGCGGGAGGCGCCGCAGCAGCAGCGAGGGCGGCAUCAGCGGCCGGGCGGCGUCGGGACCCCAACCGCAACCAAACGCACCGUGCCCCGGGCCGGCUUCGGAAAUGGAUCCCCCGGAGGAAGGGGGUCACCGCCGGGGCAUGGCCAUGGCAGCAGGCAGCGAGGAGGAGGAGAUGAAGGCAGCGAGCCGGGGUGCAAUGCAUCAUCAGAGGGUGCUAAUCAAUAUCUCUGGGCUGCACUUUGAGACUCAGCUGGGCACCCUCAACCAGUUUCCUGACACACUGUUGGGUGAUCCAGCAAAGCGAGGCAGAUACUUUGACCCUCUCAGAAAUGAAUACUUCUUUGAUAGGAACCGGCCCAGCUUUGAUGGCAUCCUGUACUAUUACCAGUCUGGGGGCAAGCUCCGCCGGCCUAUCAAUGUCUCCAUUGAUGUCUUUGCUGAUGAGAUCCGCUUCUACCAGCUGGGGAAGGAGGCCAUGGAGCGCUUCCGGGAGGAUGAGGGUUUCAUCAGAGAAGAGGACAAGCCCCUUCCCCACAACGAGUUUCAGCGCCAGGUCUGGCUCAUCUUUGAGUACCCUGAGAGUUCCAGCUCAGCCCGGGCCAUCGCCAUUGUCUCCGUCUUGGUCAUCCUUAUCUCCAUCAUCAUCUUCUGCCUGGAGACUCUGCCUGAAUUCAGGGAUGAACGAGAGAUACCCAUGUUCUUGCCCCCGCAAAGUGGAGGUUUGAAUGCCACAGCUGGAGACUCCUCACCCAUGCAGUCACUGAGUAGCCUCUCUGACCCAUUCUUCAUCAUUGAGACCACUUGUGUCAUCUGGUUCACCUUUGAGCUCCUUGUGCGUUUCUUCACCUGCCCCAGCAAGCCAGAGUUCUCCCGCAACAUCAUGAACAUCAUUGACAUCGUGGCCAUUAUCCCCUACUUCAUCACGCUGGGCACAGAAUUGGCCAAUGAACAACAGCAGCCUGGAGGUAGCAGCAGCAAUGGGAGUGGAGGCCAGCAACAAGCCAUGUCCUUGGCCAUCCUCCGAGUCAUCCGCUUGGUGCGGGUCUUCCGGAUCUUCAAGCUGUCCCGGCACUCCAAGGGGCUGCAGAUCCUGGGGCAGACCCUCAAGGCCAGCAUGCGGGAGCUGGGUUUGCUCAUCUUCUUCCUCUUCAUCGGCGUCAUCCUCUUCUCCAGCGCUGUCUACUUUGCUGAGGCUGAUGACCCUGAGUCUCAUUUCUCCAGCAUCCCUGAUGCUUUCUGGUGGGCUGUGGUGACCAUGACCACUGUGGGCUAUGGGGACAUGCGACCUGUUUCUGUGGGGGGCAAGAUCGUGGGGUCCUUGUGUGCCAUUGCUGGUGUGCUCACCAUUGCCCUGCCUGUCCCUGUUAUUGUGUCCAACUUCAACUACUUCUACCACCGAGAGACUGACCAUGAAGAGCAAGCUAUGCUCAAAGAAGAACACAGUAGUGCUCAGGACAGUGUAACUGGGGUAGAUGGAAAGAGAAGAUGCAGUAAAAGCUCUCUGGACAAAUCUGUUGUGCACUUGGAAAAUAAUGAAGAGUUCAAAAGCAGUGCCAGCCCUUUAAAGAAAACCAAUAUCAAAGCUAAAAGUAACGUAGAUCUCAGAAAAUCACUAUAUGCCCUCUGUCUGGAUAGCAGCAGGGAAACAGACCUGUGAGGAAAGGAGAGAAUUGUAGUUAGAGAUGCAGCAGAAUUUGCUGGUGUCAGAAACUUACUACUAUAUUAUUUUCCUACCAAUUUUGUUGUUUUUUUGGUUUGUUUGUUUGUUAGGUUUUUAAAUCAGACUAUAUUUUGUAAUUUGAUCACUGUCCUGAGCAGUCCUCCGGGAAUAAAUGUUUUUAUGUUCUUUUUCCAUGACACAAAUGGUCACCUGUUUUUAAAAUAGAUUCAGUAAACUAUUCUCCGUGAUGCAGGAGCUGGUAAAUUAUGAAAAUACAAAAUCUAAUUUUUAGAAACUUUUAUUAGCAAAUGAUGGUUGGUUUGAAAUGGUCAUUUGUAAUCAAUACAUUUUCUGCAGAUUAUUAAAGAGCUGGGGGACAUGUGCAGAGAAUGAGUGAGUUUUGGAGUGUGAGAGAACAAUGAGAGUUUUCAGUUUCAAACUGAAAAUAUUCUAAUUUAUUUUGUGUCUACAUCAAUAUAUUUAUCGAUGAAAUGGGAUUUCCUAUUACUGAGACAUUCCACUCCAUUAAAGCACUAGGAAUACUGGCAGAUCAGCACUUCUAGAGUUUUCCACUUGUGAUCACUACAGAUCUGGUUGUGUAGUAUGAAAAGUGAAUUUGGUGCUUUUAACACCAGCACAGAAUUUUUUUUACUAUCAGUGAGAUAUUAGUUCCUUGUGAGCCUUAAAUUAUUAAAUAAUGUAAAUAGGCUUCUUUAUAAAUAAUUUUAUCAAUCACCUUACAGUUUUAGAAUUUCUAAAUAUUCAGUCUUGUGCUUUCUGUCCUCCCCAAAAUAAAUACGUGUUUUACAGUUUUAUAGUUUUGUUUUUGAGACUAAAAUUUAAAAAAUAAUUUAAAAAAUAAUUUAAAAAAUAAUUUAAAAAAUAAUUUAAAAAAAAAAAAAGAAACCAACUGUCUGCUGUUACUAGAUUUGAUCCAAGUGCACAAAAGAUCAAAACCAGUAGGUAGUGGAUAGCUAUGACAGUAGUAACACGUGAAAGUAGAAUAUACACUAUGUUUAUUCCACACUCCUGGUUACUUUGGCACAUAAAUCAGUCACCUUCUUGAGUCCAUACAAUUUAUGUACCUAGUUCAUUGUUUUUAAUUACCAUAGACUGAAAACAGAUGGCACCAACAGAGUCGGAUAUGGCAUGUCUUGCUACUUAAAUAACCAUUGUGUGGAUUAUACCUUGGACUUGGGUGGAAAGUAUCACCUUUCGCUGAAACAUAUCCUUGUUUCUUUUAUUUCUAAACCAAAUCUUUCCUGUGCAGUGGAUUUUACAGUUAAGAUAUUUUUGAAAGACUAAUGACAAAUUAUCUUCAUCCUGUUAAUGCAGCACUGUACAACAUUCUUGUGAAGACUGACAAAAAGUUGCUUCCUUGAAUCAAGGAGAUGUGUUACUGCAUUUCUUGCAAUGGAUAUCUCUCUUUUUCCCCUCAGUCUCUUGUUUUAUUACUGAAGGAUGGUUCAUGCUUUUAUCAGGUGCAAUGGCACAGCAAGAUUAACAGAAAGAGAAGUCCUUAUUAUCACCAGCGCUCCAGGUUUGUUUUGAUCUAAUUUUCUAAUGCACUUAAGUAACCAUUAAGUCAGGAUUAUGGUUUAUGCAAGUACCUCAGUUAUACACACUGUGAUAAAAUUAAAAUCAGCCUCACAGAAUAGUCCUUUGACAUUUUUAGCCUGGAUUGAAAUUGUGCCUAUUUGUCUCUUACCAGGCAGUUUAAUGAUAAUGGCCAAAUUAAUGACGUUUUUUCCUUCCUAUUCAGUAAAACAGGCAUAGUGAGUGCCAAGCAAGUAGAAUUUUCUUUGUGUUUAGUAUGAAGAACCGUUACACAGACUUUAUCACCAAACUGAAACAUGGAGAGGGGGAAGAAAAAAGUGGGGAAGAGGUUCAGUCUGAAAAUAGAGAACUGGAUCUUUCACAUUAAACUUUAGAUGUUGGGAGCUGCUUUGCUUGUUUAUUUAGAUGGUGAGUGAUGUUAUAAUACGCAGAGAAACUAUCUGAAACUAGAUGGACAAAGUACGUAGUCCAGUUGUACUACAGAUUCAGUCUGAUCUGUUUGCUUUAGUGGGACCAUUCUGCAUCAAGGUGACAUGCAUGGAAAUAAAGGUGAAAGCACAUCA